ACAGGACCAGCGAUAAUGGUGAAUGCAUAUCCUGGCUUCCUGUAGCCUGUCCCAGCAUACUGAGCUGUUGCAGGGGUCAGGUGGCACUUUGCCCAUUGAAGCCCAGCUGUACUCCAAGGAGGAGCUAGCCUUACCCCUGAGGGUGCUUACAUACCCACUGGCACCUGUGGUCACCCUGGGCCUGACUUUGUCCUCAGUACAUGCACUGUUGGCUGACAGCCCCAGGCUAAAACCACACUGGAUCCUGCAGAGACCAGGCUGCUAUUGUCGAUUCUGCAACAGGAAUUAGGAGACACCACUGAACAACUGGCAGUGCAUUCACCGGGAAGAGAGCUGUGUCCCGUUUCAUUCCGUGAGCCGACAGCGCCCACAGGCACUAGGCAUUCUGACACAGUAUGUUCCUAAGAAGACCGGUCUCAUGACCUCACACAUACUGUCCCAGGUCCCUGUAGAAAGGAAUCUAGCAGAGAGGUCUCCUAAAACACAGGGCUAUCGGGUUGGAGAGAUGGCUCAGAGGUUAAGAGCACUGGCUGCUCUUCCAGAGGGCCUGAGUUCAAUUCCCAGCACCCACAUGGUGGUUCACAACUGUCCAUAGUGAUGAUGCCCUUUUCUGGUGCACAGGCAUAAAUGCUGUAUAAAUAAUAAAUCUUAAAAAACCAACAGGGCCAUCCUAAGCAGCUUCAACCCAUCCACUCUCCUGAAGAAGAGGCCUCUGACGCUGUUGAAGGUCCCUUCGUGGGCAGUCACAUAGUAACAGUGCACCUCUUGGGAGGCAGAGCCAGGCAGAUUUCUGUGAGUUCGAAGCCAGCCUGGGUCUACAGAAUAGCCAGGGUUACACGGAGAAACCUGUCCUGAAAAGCUAAAAAGUAACAAAACCCCACACUGUUGGACCUGAAGGAUGGUGCUGCCUAACAGCUUGACUCCGGUCUCUCCUGCAUGGUCAAGGACAGGACGGGGUACAUACUAAGUUUGAGACCAGCCUGUGUUACAUCAGACUCCCGCCUUCCUCCACCCUGAAAAGACCAGCCUGUGUUACAUCAGACCCCGCCUUCCUCCACCCUGAAAAGCAAAAAAAAGGAAGAAAAAAAGUUGAAGAGUUGGCUUCAUAGUUAAGAGCAGUAGCUGCUCUUCCAGAAGACCAGAGUUUUGUUCAAUGCCUCUGUCCUCUGAGGCCCCUGCGCCUGCAUGCGCCGGCACCCGGACACAUGGACACACCAGCCCUUUUCCACGGAUCCUUGGGAACCUUGACUUUGACCCAGGCCUACAGAGAGAAACUGGCAAGGUUCAGCAUGCAGAUGAGGCCAGGCUUUUCCCUUCUCCCCCACUAGGAAUCCAAAAGCCCGCCCCUCCCGUUAGGCACGUUAUUACGAAAGGACCUGAGCAAACAGGUUUAGGCGGUGGCUUCCAGCUGCAGCUGGCUGGCCACGCUGCUGUGGGCCGAAGGCAAAGCAGACUUCAUGGCAGCAGGGGAAGCUGGCUCAGCCUGAGAAGGCUGGUACGGUCAGCACCCUAUCCCUCCAGCCAGGCCUCACCUUACAGUGUCUGUCACCUCGGGGAAUGCCGUCAGAUUACGAAUGCAUCCAUGGAUUAACCCAUUGGUGAUCUUGGAACUCUGGUGAGCUAAUCGGCUCUCAGGUGGAUUCGCCAGCCAAUGAGACCAAUUCUUUAGCACACAAGCCUUUCAGAGGGACAUGUCAUACUCAGAUCAUAACAUAGGAAAUGCAAAGAAAUCCUCCCCAGGCCGAGAAUGUAACUCAAGAGAGUGCUGGCCUAGCAUACACCAAGCCCUGGGGGGUCCAUCCUUGGCACUACAUAGGAUAGGUUUGGUGGUGCAUGCCUGCAGUCGUAGCACUUGAAAGGUAAAAGUAGGAUCACAAGUUCAAGACCGUCCUUGGCUAUAUGAGUAAGCAGAAGCCAGCUCGAGAUACAAAAGACCCUCUUAUAUUUUGUUUUAAAAGUGGUGGGAGGGAGGUAGGAUGGCUCAGCAUUUCCCACAUAAGCCUGGAGAUGUGAAUCCCUUGAACCCUCAUGUCUUAGGGUUUCUAUGGAUUGAUUUAAAAAGUCACUGGAUGUGGUGGUACAGCUUUCAAUCCCAGCACUCGGGAGGCAGAGGAAGUUUUCUGUGAAUCUGAGGCCAGCCUGGUCUACAGGAUAGCCUGGAGCAAGUCCAGGAUAGCCAGAGCUAAUGCAGAGAAACCCUGUCUCAAAAAACCAACCAACCAAAAACCCACCAAGACCACUCAGGAGGAAAGGGUUUAUUAUUUCACUUCCCCAUCACAGUCCAUCCUCCCAGAGAGGCAGGGCAGGAACCUGGCGGCCGGAGCUGGUGCAGAGGCCAUAGAGGGGUGCUGCUUCCUGGCUUGCUUGGCCUGCUUUCUUACAGCACCCAGGGGCAACACUGCCCUGUGAUCUAGGCCCUCCCGCAUUAAUCAAGAGUUCCCCAGAGAGAGCCUUGCCCACUGACCAAGCUGGUGAGGGCAUUCUCUCAAUUCUUCCCUCUUCCCAAAUGACUUGGGCUUGUGCCAGCUUGAUAUAAAAAAGUGAAAUGUACCUUUUCUUCCCACGCAACCUUUGUAAUGAUUGUUCCCUUUGGGGAUUAGGUUUUAUCCUUAGCAACUUAAGGUCUGCUUGGGCUACAUGACCCUCUAUUGAAAAUCGGAGUACGGAGAUGCACAAGCAGGCCUGAUGAUGACCCCUAUCCCAACCCCAGGGUGGAUUAGAGCCUUCUUCUGCUUCCAAGAGUUCCCCUCAGUUUUGUCUAUCCCAGCUUGGGUCACUGUUCUUCACGGUUGACCAUUCUGGGUGUCGCUGCUGUCUCCCUUGUGGCCCAGUGUGCUCAUUUUCAGUGCUGAACUAAGUAAGCUCUGCCUGUAGCCAGAAGUGUGGAACUAAGUUUGUAGAUGGUGAGAUAAACCAACGCUCACAACUCUGAACUCCCAGUCAGCCCUCAGGUAGGGACUGAUCCAGAAGAGCCUACCCAAAGUGUGGUAGCUGUGGGAGGAGUCCGGAGCACUCACCAGGAACCGGACACGACAAACCAUCGUUUUAAUGCCCUAGGCCGGAAUGAUCAGAGAGCUAGAGCUUCCUGCCUGAGGACGCACAGCCCGGAUCUUUAUUCCUGCCUUGAACUAACAGUCUGCCGUCACCUUACACCAAUGGCACAGAACAAUCACAGUUGUCCCCACCGCAUCGUCGGACAGCCGCGGUGAUUUGAAUAAGCAGGCAGCGUGAUGGAUGUCCGGGGCACUGAUUUGCCUGGCAAACACUCCCUGGGGUCCUUGGACCUGGCAGGACUGGAGCCAUGUGUGUUUCUCCUCUCCGUCCCCAGGAGCAGCCUAGGUUCUUCUCUCUCUCAAGCUUCCCUGGGGGCGACGGUGUCCUAAGUGUCUCAGCCCCUGGAGACUGCGGUUCCUUGGGAACAUGGCCCGGGGGAGGAGCCAUGAUGGCAGGCCCCACAGCAGAGGAAACUAAAGCCAGCUAAGGCUGCUCCCCAGGCUGCUCCCCGAAUUUGCAUGAAGAGAAUGAGGCUUCCAUGGGUCUCCUGACCUCACCUCGUACUGGGCUGAGGUCUGACAGGCAGCAGAUGGAGGAGGCAGCCCUGUGAGAAGCCAUCUCACCAUCCUGAAAGCAAUGCCCCGGGUCUUCCUUGUGAGGAGUCGGCGUCCACAGCCACCGAACUGGGGCCGUCUGCCGGACCAGCUCCGGGGAGACGCCUAUAUCCCAGACUGCAGCAGCCUGGCAGUGGCACCAGCGCACAGAGCUUCUGGUCUGAGAGACACGUGGGCAGGGUCCUCACAGGGAACACUGACCUCUGCUCCCAGGGGCCAGGGGACCCUUGGCUGCCCACUCUGCCCCAAGGCCUUCCCACUGCAGCGCAUGCUGACCCGGCACCUCAAAUGCCACAGCCCAGCGCGGCGCCACGUGUGCCACUGCUGUGGCAAGGGCUUCCAUGAUGCCUUCGAUCUCAAGCGCCACAUGAGGACUCACACUGGGAUCCGGCCAUUCCGCUGCGGGGCCUGCGGGAAAGCCUUCACGCAGCGCUGCUCCCUGGAGGCCCACCUGGCCAAGGUGCACGGGCAGCCGGCCAGCUACGCCUACCGGGAGCGCAGGGAGAAGCUGCACGUGUGCGAGGAGUGCGGCUUCACCAGCUCGAGGCCCGACGCCUACGCUCAGCACCGCACACUGCACCGCGCAGCCUGA
Messenger RNA from Meriones unguiculatus (Mongolian gerbil), 4200 nucleotides. RefSeq names its product ovo like zinc finger 3 (gene Ovol3). Gene Ontology annotation, molecular function: DNA-binding transcription factor activity, RNA polymerase II-specific; RNA polymerase II cis-regulatory region sequence-specific DNA binding. The transcript is spliced from 4 exons. Lineage: Eukaryota; Metazoa; Chordata; Mammalia; Rodentia; Muridae. Gene Ontology annotation, biological process: epidermal cell differentiation; regulation of transcription by RNA polymerase II. The record is from RefSeq and is a predicted model, not a curated record. Bases 3631 to 4200 code for a protein of 189 amino acids. Gene Ontology annotation, cellular component: nucleus.